AGCAAUAGAAGAGUUAUGAGCAUUUGAAUGUCGAGAUCACUAAUGCUAUGGAGAUCCUCCCAUUGGCAAUGCGACCAAGAUCUAUGAUGUCACAGAUGAACAACUCUUCCGUUUUGGACACUGAAAAUAUACCUCAGAACAUCUCUUUUUGCUCAUUCUAAUCAUAUGACAAACGAUUCAUCAAUGAUAUAAUGUUGUGAAACCUCUGUACUUGUCCUCUCAUAAAGAGAACACCUCACCUUGUGAUAGAAUCUAUAAAAGUGAGAAUAUAAAGUGAAAUAAGUACUAAAGUAAUGAGGGAGUUGUACGUGUGUGACAUCACAGAUCUUGGUCGCAUUGCCAAUAGGAGGAUCUACAUGGCAUUAGUGAUCUCAAUAUUCAAAUGCUCAUAACUUUCUUAUUAUUCAUUCAAUCUUCCUCAAACUUUCAACAAUAUGUUUCUUUGAUUUUUUUCUUUGAUAUGGAUUCAGCUGGUUUCAAGGGUUUCAUUCUCCUUUAAUUCAUGUGCUGGAGCCUGCAGUAGGACUCAUGAGCCUGAAUUCACAAAUGUUGUUUUUAAAACCAUCGGUUGAACCAACCCAUGGUUUAUGCAGAUUUUCUGUAUAAAUUACGGUUAUUCACCGCAUAUAUUAAAAGAUGUCAAAUGCUGAUGCGCACUUUGUCAUAGUGCGCCAAAUUGACGCCUGUUGCCAUGAUUAAGAGUGGACUCAUUAAUUAAAAACAGUGGACUCGUGAAUAACAUAGCUUGGAUAACCACGGCAAUAAGCGUCAGUUUGGCGCACUGUGACAAAAGCGCGCAUCAGCAUUUGAAUGUUUUAAUAUACGUGAUAAAUAAGCGGAAUUUAUUUAGGAAAUCUGCAUAGACCAUGAGUUCAACCGAUGGUUUUAAAAACCACCUUUGUGAAUUCGGGCCAUAGCAAGACCAGAGUCAUGACAUAGAGCUGGAAGAGUCAGAAUAUUUUGCCUGUGCGACCAAGUUCAAGAACUGGCCAUAAAAUUAGUCUAUAGCGGGUGGUCGGUUCUAAAAAAAAGGCUGCAUUGUGUGCAAAUGUUCUUGUUAAAAAUUGUUGCAUUCGUUAGUCACCAAUAUCUACAUGUAUGUGACAUAGGAUCCGAGUCUAGUUGAUCUUCUGCAUCGUUUGCAUUUGAGACGAAAAUUAGGUAAAACAAAUUAAUAUUUUCACAGAUAAGCCAAGAAAAUUAGGCAGUCAAUAUAGGGUAGUUUCAACACACUCCUAACUUUUUUUAGCAAGUUUCCCCAGGCAAAGUCUCCUAAAAUUAAUAUGGCACUCCAUGUAUGCGCACCCAUUCACGUGGUCUGGCGGAUUGAAUGAUUGCUGGGCAAAAAUAACAGACCUGCCAACCCGUUCGUUUUAGCCGUAUUUAGUACGUUUUUGCAACCAAAAUUCGGCAGUACGUUUUUUCUUUGAAAAAUACGUUUUUUACUAAAUCGUAAUUUAUUGAGAAAAAUAAUCUCUAUAUGUCUCUAUUUCAUAAAACGUACACAAAUAUGGUUAUUAGAUCAAUGUAAUUUCAGGUAACUUGUUUUUUUUUUCAAUCAUUUUGUUAAAACCAGGGUGACGAUAUACACAUGUUUUAAUGUUGUUUUUUUUCGUCUGCAAGAGCAGUGCGCAUUUUAGCUUGCAUGCAGCUUGAGCGCUGCGAUGAGCGAGUGCGCCAAGCAUUUUAUUAUGAAAUACACUUUUUGGGGGAAAAAUACAUUUUUUUUAAUCACAGAAUACAGUUUUUCAUUCCCAGAGGUCGGCAGGUCUGAAAUAACCAAUUUGGCUUUUCCAUCAAUCAAUCUUGUUUUAUUUUUAUAGGAGGUGAAUAGAUUGAUAAUUUGAUCCUGUCCUGACCACAUAUUCAUCAUGUCAUCGUCAAGGAAAAAACAUGUAUUGGCGGAGAUGAAAAAGAAUCUUGAGCAGAGGAAAGCUGAACUUGAAUUAAAUGAAAGAGAAAUAAUACAACAUGUGAGAUAUAUAUCUGAAGAGACGAUGGGGCAGCUGAAUGCUCUUUUAAAGGAGACGGACAAGAAGAAGUUUCUCAAGGCAUUUCCUGAUGUCAGUGUCAAGAUGGAUAAAAGUCUGACAGCUCUCAUGAUGAUCAAAGCAUCUCUUCCAAACUUUGAAUCAGAUGAGAGUUCUACAGACUGUGCAACAGAUAGAGAGACUGCAGGAGAAAAUGAUGAACCUUCACAAGAAAACAGGACUGACAAUACUAUCACAGAUGUUGAACAGUCUUCAGCUUCCAUUGUUAACACAGUGAAUGAAACCUGUGGGUCAAGCACAACGGAACAAACCAUUAGUGUAGAGGUAGAGUCACAUGAAAGUUCUUCAUUACCAUCUGGUGAGUCCCAGCAGUCUGUUUCACCAAGUAAUAAGUCUAAUACAUCAUUAGUGAGUGGUGGAUCCUUGGACAACAUUACACAACAUCAGACUUCAGUAGGUGACCACACAAACUUACCAGGCAUAGCAACAAAGCCAUAUGAAGUUACACAGGAGAAGCCAGAAAUAAUGCUGCAAUCCAUUCCUAAAGAGAUCAUCCCUGUAGAUCUUCCCACUGGUAUUAGGGUUGAGGUGGUGGUUAGUGAAGUAGUUUCACCUUCUAUCUUCUGGAUUCAACCAACACAGUCAAGGAUUGAAGCUCUAAUGGAAGAGAUAAGGAAAUAUUACAGUGUGGUUAAGUUACCUUCCCUUCAACCUAAAGUUGGAAUGUACUGCUGUGCUUGCUUUACUAAUGAUGACUGCUGGUACCGUGCUCGUAUCAUUGCUAUACAUCUUAGUCCUACAUCAUUGUCGGAAGCAGUUGGUAUCCAUGUAGAUGUGAUUUACAUUGAUUAUGGUAACAGGGAGCGCAUUCCAGUCUCUCGUCUUUGCCCUCUACAUCCUCGUUUCACAAGUGACCCAGCUCAGGCUGUCUGCUGCAAACUUGCGAGAGUGAAGCCUACAGGAAAAGGUGUUAGCCAUUGGUGUACAGAUGAAAUAGAGUUCUUCACCCAAAUGACAUUUGGAAGGAAGCUUACUGCCAUUGUAAUACGCCCACCAGGUAGUAAUACUAGCAGCUUUGAUCUGCCAGCUGUUGACUUACUGUUUGAUCACUUCAUCAAUGAGAAAGAAACCAGACUGGUGGAUGUUGGCAAGGUGAUGGUGAGUAAGAAGCGUGCAUUACCAGAUGAUCAAUGGUCUACCACAGAUUCCUAUCACUCUCAGAAUACACAUACCACUGACAGUGAUGUUUGCCAUUCACCAAAUGCACCAACAGAGAUACUUGAGCCUGCAAUGCCUGUCCCUUCACAAGAACAAGAGAAGUAUCAGAAACUUAAAGAGGGAGACCAAGAAAAGAAAGAAGAUGGAUCAUCAAGUGGUAAAAAGAAGAAGAAAAAGAAGAAGAAAGCCAAAAGACACCAUGACCCUGUGGCAUCAACAGAAGACACUGAUGUUCCAUAUGAAGAUGGUAGAGAUACUAAACAACUUGCCAAGGUGGAAACCAAAGAGGAAAGUACUACAUCUGAUACACCUGUCUACGAGAGUGAGUAUACCACUGAGAAAAGGAUUCCUGGACUUUGUAGAACACCUGAGACAAGUUGCACAGAGACUGAGGACAGGCAGUCAAGACCAGCUUCAACUGCAGUAAAAGCAUCAAUUGAUGUGACACCUAAACAGAUGACUCCAAUUGGACACUCUGAUGUUUCAAUGGAAGGAGGGACAAAUGAAAUCAGGAAGGACAAUCAGGAUCAGCAUGCUAGUUGUGGGUCAGAGAGUGCAAGAAGCAGUAGCCCGAAUUCUACCAGUGGUGUGUCAUCAGCUAGGAGUUCAACGUUUGUGCCUCAGAAAAAUCUUAAUGAUUCUUCCAGACCUGGUCUUAUUUCUUUCAAUAAGUCUCAAAGAGAGUCUAGCACCUCUCCGCUUAUGAGCAGUCAAGGUAAUGACAAAAUAGUUGAAACAGAAGACCUUGGCAAUAAACCAGCAGUGCAUGCUGUGGCAUCAGCUGAAAACGAUCAUUUGACAGACCUCACUGAUCAGUUCUUUACAUGUGCUGAAGAUGCAAGUGAGGCUGACAGCACAGAUCGAGAUGCAACAAAAUCAAAUUCUGAUGGUAAAUUACAAUCACCCCCUGCUGUCUUCAAGGUGGAUGUCAUAGGCAGAAAGUUACCACAACAGAGAAACUUAAAAGGAGGAGAACAGAUACAGUUUGCUAUGUCUCACAUUGUUUCACCUCAUGAGUUCUACAUCCACCUUAUCACUCCAGAUGCCAAAAAGAUGGAUCACCUUCUUGAAGAACUGAACACAGUGUAUUCAGACAUAGAUAGAGCAGGUGUAUACAGACCACCCAUCUCAUGGUUGUCAAUCAGAGCAAUCUGCUGUGGACAGUUUGGUGAAGAUAACAGAUGGUAUAGAGGAGUGGUGAAGGACAUUAAAGGCAUUAGGGGAGUAAAGGACGGGAGAACUGUCCUGGUCAGCUAUGUGGACUUUGGUAAUGAGGAAUGGAUUCCAGAACAACGGAUAUACCCUCUGGAGAAUUACUUCUGUGACCUCGCUCCUCUGGCUUUCAAGUGUGGCCUGGGUAGGAUUCACCCUCCAAGUGGACACAAAGGUAGAUCAAAGGAAUGGUCAGAAAAGAGCAAGCGGUCAUUGAUUGGAAUGAGUGAGUUUGAGAAGCUGCUUGUUGGACAGGUCAUUCAUGUUUCAGGAAUACAGCAGAAAUGUACAUGGCUUGAAGUGAGAGACAACUCAGAGGGUGUAGGAGUGUGUCUAAACCAAAAACUUGUAGAUCUAGGAAUGGCUGCUUCAACCUACUAUAAAAAGCAACCUCUCCCAGAAAAGGGUGCUGAGGAACCAUCUCAGUCCCAUGAUACUAAGGAUAUACCUGAUGAUGGACAAAUGAUGGAAGGUGAUGCAAUCUCUGAUGAUUGGAAUCCCAUGAUGCAACAUUAUAGCUCAGAGAUGAAUAGCUAUGGAGUAGAUAUGGAUGACCCAGGAGUAGCUACUACUGGAAUGAAGUCUACUAUUGAAGGGAGAGUGUGCAAAUAUUACAUAGCAGGUAAACGCUGCUUUAAAGGAGUCAACUGCCCCUUUGAACACCCAAGGCGUGGGGAAGAGAAUCUAGAGAAAACUGAAGUGUUUUGGUGCAAUACAUCUGUCAUCUUACCUAAACCAGGAGAAUGGGUAGCAUUACAGGUGACUGCUGUACAUACAUCAAUCCAUUUCUGGGCACAGCUCCCAUUUGGUCCUACACCAUUAGACCAGGCCCAGAGGGAAUGGACCAAUUUGAACCAGCUUCCAGGAGAGAGAAAGGAUGAUGGAGAAACCCUUUCAGCUCUUCAAGAUUCUAUCAAUGCAAUCUACCAGAAGCCAUAUACACGUCGUGAGGACCUGUCUUUACUGGCUUUAGGAGAGAUAGUAUGUGCUCAGUUCAGUAAAGAUGAUUACUGGUACAGAGCAAGGGUUGUUGAUGUAGAUGCUGAGGCCAACACUGUACAGGUAUUCUAUUUGGACUAUGGAAACUGCGAAUGGUUAGUUAGAUCUAAAAUCCGUCCUGCUAUGCCUCAGUUUCUUCACUUGCCAUUCCAAGCUGUAGAAUGCUUUGUAGGAGGAAUAGAACUCAUUAAAACUCCAUCGCCAAAUAAUCAAGACAGGAAAUUAUUUGAAGAGUUGACAAUAGACAAAGUCCUUGUCGGACAUGUUAUUUCCAGUGCUACAGACAUCCUUGAAGUGGAGCUGUAUGACACAAUUAGCUCUGUGGAGGUGAACAUUGGUGAUGCUCUUGUCAAUGCUGGAUUUGCUAAACACACUGGAACAGCACAGAAGUCUACAUGCAAGUGAACCAGCAUCAAACACUUCUAUUCUUUCUAUCCCCAUAUUCAUCCAUUAUGAAUAACCAAGUUUACCAACUGACUAUGCAAUGAUUUUACAUUUUGGUUUGUACAGUGUUAUGAAUAUGUGGUUUGACUCCCAAUCAUGUUCAGUAUAUUGGUCUAAUGAAGAGAAUCAGGUGGUAUUCCUUGAGCCAAUUAGUCCAAGCCAUAGACCUUUCCCAAACUAACAUUAAACCAACCUGGGGCCCAUUUAAUGAUGACAGAUUCUGGCUACUCUUUCAUUAUGGUAACUGCCAUGGUAUUGCUGCUCACAUCUAAUCAAUACCUACGUUUCCAUGGCAGCAACCAUAAUGAGAUACAGUCACUGUAAAUCUUUAUGAAACAUUCCCAGGAUAUUGAAAAGCCAUAGGGUUUUGUUUGUCUUUUUCCAUGAUUAUCUACUCACAGGGUAGACCAGAGCACACACAAAAAUUAUCCACCAAACUCUUCAUAUUUUCUCCAUGCUGGUUGGAAUACAUAUAUAUUUGACAAAAAGAUAGAUAGGAAUCUCAAACCCCUUGCUGUUAAAAAAUGAAAGAAACCUUCUGUGAAGCUGAUGACAUUUUUGGAGACAUAAGGAUGUACACUGAUGACAGAUAAUCCAUGUACAUUCAGGGGGAAAAUCUUCAUAAGUAAACUUGAACAAUUCUUAAAUGGUGUAUAUACUGCACAUACAUACUGCUUUAUAGAAAUAUACCCUAAUCACAUUUAUGAUUAGUGCGCAGUACAUUAUUGUAAGGCUUGGAGACUCCUCUUUCAUUUGAUGCAACUCAUAUGAUAAAUACAUCACACAGUAAGAAUACUUUGAAGAAAGAAUACCAAAAUCUCAUUCGGCAGACAACAUAUUAUUAAUAAUAAACACAGCAUUUAUUAUGCGCCAUCUAUCUAUUCCGAUGGGCAGAACAUCUGAACUUCAUGAAGAACAAUCACAUGUCUCAAGAUGUUAUCUAUCUUCAAUUUGAUAGAAAUUUCUCAAUGAAAGAAAUAAACAAGGAAAUAAAAGGUUUAGUUUCUUAUAACUAAUGCUUGAGUUUCCAUAAGUUUGUUAAAUGAAUUAAAUGAAGACAUUUUCACAGGCUGGCUGUUGGACUAACUCACCACUCUAUUUUGUUGAUGCUUAGCCAAGCAUGAAGUAAUGCUGUUGCUAUGGUAGGCAAUAUGUUAAGGUACAUUUGUGUAGUAAAAUUAUGGAAAGACAUACAUUAUUUUCAACAAAACAAAACUGUUAUUCCUUUGUAAUGUUCUUUGAUCAAGGUAUCAUAUUGAAGUCAGAUUUGGGACCUGUGCUUUACUUUUUGAAAUUCAUAUACUGUUCCUCGGUUACUUUUUUGGUAUGCAUUUAUCCAAUUGUUCUUAAUCACUCAUGCAUAAAGUAUGAGUUUCACCAGAUGAAAGAGAAAUUUCUAAGUUUUACAAUGUUAAGUCAUUGAUCAAUUAUAUUUGUGAUUAAGUUAUGAUAAAAUAUAUACAAUGAUCAGUUUAAUUUUGUUACAGUGAGAUGUACUGUAUAGUAUUUUCACUAUCAAAUAUAUAGUUAUAUGAAGAUAUAAAUUGCAGUUAUUUGUGCUCAAAUCAAACCAACAUACAACAUUAGUGAAUUCUAUGAAGAACCUCUAUAAUUUGGGGGCCAUUUCAUAAACUGUUCAUAAGUCAAAAGUGACUUUAAGAAUGACUGGUGAUCCUUUCUUGUGGUAAAUUAUAUUCACCAUUAAAUGUUCACUGGUGAUUAUUUAGCACGUAAGAAAGAUUCACCAGUCAUUCUUAACUUUAUGAAACACCCAGCUGCUAUGUAUUUUUUAUAUGAAUGUUUGAGGUUAAGUGAGAAAUGCCAACAACUUGAGAGUUCAAGUUCAAAAUAGGGUUUUUGAAAUAUUUUUUGUAGUUUGAUAGUUGUAGAAAAUGAAAGGAAACUUGAGCUAAAUUUUUAAAUAUCCUGCACAUGUUAUCAGUUCAGAUAUGUUGUGUUAUCGUUUUGAAUUACCAAAGUUAAAUGUAUAAUGUUGCAGCUGAGUUUUAUGAGUUUGAUUUGCCAAAUGUGAUACUUUCUUCCAUGCUAUAUAAGGUUUUUUUUUUCUCUUCAUAUGCUUUUCAUUGAUCCAUAUAUAUAUAUAGAAAGUCUCAAUUGCUUUUGCAGUGUUAUUAAAUCAUGAUACACUGUAUUUUGUUGUAUAUCAUUUUCUUCCAAUAGUGAAUGCCAUGUGAUGACUUGCCUAAAACAUACAGUAAGAGGCUACAAGAAUUUAUCAGUGCCAAAAAGAAAGGAUUUUUGUUUAUUUAUAUAUAAACAGACAAAUGUAAUCAAAUGUUGAUCAUAUUACAGGAAUUUCUUUCAUUGUUGACAGUUGCAAGACUUUUGUUCAACUAAUUGUGUGCAAUUUUUGUUCUUCAGAAAGUUUUUUUUUUCUCUCUUAGAGUCACAAACAAAUAUUCAUCAGUUUUUUUUUCUCUCGCCUGCAUAGCAAGAGCGAGACUAUAGGCGCCGCUUUUCCGAUGGCGGCGGCGUCGUCAACAUCAAAUCUUAACUGAAGGUGAAGUUUUUGAAAUGUUAUAAUAACUUAGAAUGUAUAUGGGCCUAGUUCAUGAAACUUGGACAUCAUGGUUAUCAAGUAUUACUGAAUAUCCUGCCAGAGUUUGAUGUCACGUGACCAAGGUUAAAGGUCAUUUAGAGUCAACGAACUAAGACCAUGUUGGGGAAUCAAUAUCAAAAUCUUAAACGAAGGUUAAGUUUUUUAAAUGUCAUCAUAACUUAGAAAGACUAUGGGCCUAAUUCAUGAAAUUUGAGCAUAUGGGUAGAUUAAGUAUUACUGAACACCCUGCCUGAGUUUCAGGUCACAUGACCAGGCCCAAAGGUCAUUUGGGGUCAAUCAACUUAGAUUAUGUUGGGGGAAUCAAAACGAAAUCUUAACCAAGGUUAAGUUUUUUAAGUAUCAUACUUGUAACUCUGAAAGUAUAUGGAUAUAGUUCAUGAAACCUGGAUAUAAGAGUAAUCAAGCAUCAGUGAACAUCCUGCGUGAGUUUCAGGUCACAUGACCAAGGUCAAUUAACUUAGGCCGUGUUGGGGGUAUUUGUUAAAUUGCCAUCAUAACUGAAAUUUUGUAGAUCUAGUUCAUGAAAUAUGGACAUAGGAUAAUCAAGUAUCACUGAUCGUCUUGCACAAGUCUUUGGUCACAUGAUCAAGUUCAAAUAUCAGUUAGGGUCAGUGAACAUAGUAUUUUUUUAAUCAUAUGAUUGGUGUUUUUGUGAAUGAUUAUUCUAUAGUCGUUUUCAAAGUCAGCACUGCUGCUAUAUUGAAUUGCGUAAUGCAGGCGCGACUGCCAGAGGCGCUCCACUUGUUCUGUGUCAUCAGCACCUAUGAUUAUCAAAGCAACGAGAUAUGUUGCUGUACAAUUUCCUGGAUUGGAUUGUGAUUCAUAAAUUUCUACAAUAUAAUUUUAUAAACAUCAGACAAUUUUGUAAGAGUUGUAACCAAGAUUAAAUCUGCUCAACUCAACCAACCAGAUAAACUUUUAUAUUACAAUUCUGUUUGUAAGAGAAAAAUCAACUUCUUGAUGAAACUUGGGUGAUAUUUGGAAAUGCUCUUGUAAAAUAGUUUUAUAAGUAAUAACCACCUUAAGGCAUACUCCACAUCCAUGGAUUUUUCGUUCAAAUGAUAUUACGUUUUUGUUUAUAUAAUAAUGUACAGAUGUUGAUACAUGUACCUUAUUACAGUACAGUCAGCUGACAGUUUAGAUUCUUGACACACAAAGUGUUUGGUUGGAAGCUUUGAAUAGAAAGACAUUUAUGUUUGGUACAUAUUUUGUUGUCUACAUGCUCUGUUCAAAAUAAUUGUGUAUGCAUAAUAUUCCAUUGUAUGAAAAUUAUAAACCACUGUAUUAAACAGUGGCACUGUGAAAGAUACAAAGGGAAAGAUAUUUUCAAAAUUCUCAAAUAAGAUGGUCUAAAUUCUAGUAUUGUUUGAUCAUCUUUUGUAAAGGCGGGAAAUACUAGUUUCAUCUCAUGAAUUUGACUAGUUUUCAUUGAGUGUAAAGAAGUAUAUGUUUUAUUUGGUAUUUUAUAUGAUUUAAGCAUACCGUACAUAUGCUUUUUUCUGCUUUAUAUGCUUGAUCUAUAUGUCUUCCAGAGAUUUGUAAAACCUACAGUUUGUAAGUGGUCAAUAAUAUGGGAUCAAAUGCCAUAUUGAAUUGUUAAUCUUAUUCUUUGUUAUCGAUGGUUUCAUGAUCGAUAGAACAUUAUGUAAAAUCAUCCUCUUUUGUCUUUUUUUACAAAGAGAUGCCAGUGGUGCUCCUCAUUCUUAAAUAUAUUUUGUUUCUUAUAAA
Molecule: messenger RNA, 10173 nt
Organism: Lytechinus pictus (painted urchin)
Lineage: Eukaryota; Metazoa; Echinodermata; Echinoidea; Temnopleuroida; Toxopneustidae
Exons: 19
Coding region: 1872-5825 (1317 amino acids)
Biological process (GO): spermatogenesis; P granule organization; piRNA processing
Cellular component (GO): P granule
Molecular function (GO): metal ion binding
Source: RefSeq, a predicted model, not a curated record